GGUCCCCCCCUUCUCUGUGGGGUUCCUUUCCCUGCGCCCGCUCCGCCUCGUCCCCCCACACGCGUGCGGCCCCCGGGCCGGUGUGUGACUUGUCCCCGCUCUCGGCCGCCCUGUGCAGAUCUCCGGAAGCAGGCGAGGCAGCUGGAGAACGAGCUGGACCUGAAGCUGGUCUCCUUCAGCAAGCUGUGCACCAGCUACAGCGGCACCCGAGACGGAAGGCGCGACAGCUCUGACACAACUCCCCUCUUAAAUGGGUCAAGCCAGGACAGAAUGUUUGAGACCAUGGCUGUGGAGAUUGAGCAACUUCUGGGAAAGCUUACUGGAAUAAAUGACAAAAUGGCAGAAUACACAAAUAGUGCAGGAGUCCCCUCCCUGAAUGCUGCCCUGAUGCACACGUUACAGCGUCACAGAGACAUACUGCAGGAUUAUACACACGAAUUCCACAAAACCAAAGCAAACUUCUUGGCAAUACGAGAAAGGGAAAAUCUGUUGGGAUCUGUACGGAAAGAUAUCGAAUCCUAUAAAAGUGGGUCUGGUGUGAAUAACAGAAGAACAGAACUAUUCCUUAAGGAACACGAGCACCUCCGAAACUCAGAUCGGCUGAUAGAAGAAACAAUAAGCAUUGCCAUGGCAACUAAAGAAAAUAUGACUUCACAGAGAGGGAUGUUGAAGUCAAUACAAAGCAGGAUGAAUACCUUGGCUAAUCGGUUUCCAGCAGUGAACAGCCUGAUUCAAAGGAUCAACCUUCGGAAACGACGAGAUUCCCUCAUCUUGGGUGGCAUUAUUGGCAUCUGUACCAUCCUAUUGCUGCUAUACGCUUUCCAUUGAUGGAUGUUCCUCGAUGGACUCGGCUAAACUCAUCACCACCAACCUUUUCCCCCCCUCAGUCAAGGAAAAGUGAGUGGGGGAAGCGAUAGACUUCAAACAGCCUGCUCGUCACGGCUGGGAGCAUCAGCAUGAUGUCUAGAGCUUAUGAUGGUAAACUGCAACACUGGGUUUGGGUUGAAGCUGCAGUGUUCCUCCUUCCCUGCCAUACAUCUUGCUUUGGUUGAAUUUGGUGGGAUUUGUCUGUCUUUAAUUCGCGUUUUCACUGCAAGGUAAGUAAAUAUGGGACGCUUACCAGAACAGGUAGAAGAAUUUCUGUGAUCAGCAGUGCUGGGGAGAUCUGUUGUUGGCUUGUAAGUGGUAA
Molecule: messenger RNA, 1189 nt
Organism: Nestor notabilis (Kea)
Lineage: Eukaryota; Metazoa; Chordata; Aves; Psittaciformes; Psittacidae
Gene: GOSR1
Product: golgi SNAP receptor complex member 1
Exons: 8
Biological process (GO): vesicle fusion; endoplasmic reticulum to Golgi vesicle-mediated transport
Cellular component (GO): cis-Golgi network; SNARE complex; Golgi medial cisterna
Molecular function (GO): SNAP receptor activity
Source: RefSeq, a predicted model, not a curated record